AGUUCGUUUUUGUCAUUGAUAAAGAAAAAAAUAAUUUUGCAAGUUAAGCAGGCGCCACCGCCACCAGCAGCAGCAGCACCCCGCGAUAAGGUUUUUCUACUUUUAUACAACACACAAGACAACAGCCAGCAGAGUGCCAAGAUGACCGAACUGCGCAACGAAAUGGACAGCGACCUGGACCAGAACUACUCGCUCAACAGCAAUGCUGCGAUGGACCCCAAGAAUAUGCAGGAGCUGACCAUAUACGUACAAAAUCUGUUGCAGAACGUGCAGGACAAGUUCCAGACCAUGUCUGAUCAGAUAAUCACACGUAUCGAUGACAUGGGCAACCGCAUCGAUGAUCUGGAGAAGAGCAUCGCGGACCUGAUGAACCAGGCUGGGAUCGAGGGCCAGAUACCGGAGAAAUGAGACGACCAAAGCUAGGCGUGGCCACGGCCACCCGCCCCUUCACCAGCCACGCCCUAAUCAAAUACAUCGAACACCAUUGUCGCCACAAACCAAGCACUCAAAUCAAAUUUACAAUUCCAGACUCUCACAUUCAUUUAAUCCCCCACUGCACCCAUCCCAUCCACACACACAAUUGCUCUCAAAGAUUUGCUCAUUCAAAUUUAUUGCAUAGUUUUAAGUUCGCUCCGCCAGGAAGAUCAUAAUUUAAGUAAAGUAAUUGUAGACUUUGCGAGCAACGGGCAUUUUCAGAGCUAUUGCCAUUUAGUUUCUAUUUUAAAUUAUACAUUAUUAAAAUUCACGAAUUGUAA
This is a messenger RNA of Drosophila miranda, 755 nucleotides long. Its product is annotated as heat shock factor-binding protein 1. Gene Ontology annotation, molecular function: transcription corepressor activity. Bases 142 to 408 code for a protein of 88 amino acids. The record is from RefSeq and is a predicted model, not a curated record. NCBI's taxonomy places the organism in Eukaryota, Metazoa, Arthropoda, Insecta, Diptera, Drosophilidae. Gene Ontology annotation, cellular component: nucleus; cytosol. Gene Ontology annotation, biological process: cellular heat acclimation. The transcript is spliced from 2 exons.